Aspergillus brunneoviolaceus CBS 621.78 is the source of this 1200-nucleotide messenger RNA. RefSeq lists its product as uncharacterized. The transcript has 2 exons. The record is from RefSeq and is a predicted model, not a curated record. Lineage: Eukaryota; Fungi; Ascomycota; Eurotiomycetes; Eurotiales; Aspergillaceae. Gene Ontology annotation, molecular function: protein binding. The coding region runs from base 1 to 1200 and encodes 399 amino acids.
AUGUCCCAACCAACGACUGCCAUGCUACCCCAGCUUCCCAACGAGCUCCAUCUGCAUUAUGCCAGUUACCUCAAUGGGCAAUCCAUAUUCCGACUCAGCAAGACUUGCAAAGCCCUGAGGGCUGUAUUCCGGGAUGAGGCCCAGAGGAUCAUCAAGCACGUCGAAGCGGAUGCCCUAACGUACGACCACUACUGGGACGGGGUCAGGGUCCCGGAGGACCAUCCCGACAUCUUUGUGCAUGUCCGAGAUCAUCAGAAUGCGUGCACCCUUACGUAUGAGUACGGCAUCGGUACUGGCAGCGACUGGGAAGACGCGGUGAGAGAGGGGAAUGGCGAGGAGAUCCAACGGUUUCUGGAAGCCGGACUUAUGCCGACCGUGCGGUCGCGCGGCCUUCGCGGGCCGUUGCUGCACGGGGUCAUUAAAUGCCAGAAAGCCUUCAGGGAAGACAUCACCACUCUGCGCCUCUUGCUCGAGGUCGGCGCCCGGCCCAACGCCCUCGACUAUAACGGUCGCACCGCGCUGGAUGCUGGGCGGACCUUCGACCCGAGUCCCGCGUAUGCGGCAUGGCUGGAGCUGAUUCUUGUGUAUGGAGGGAAGGCAAGGGAGCUUCACGUGCUUGCGAUGUUAUACAGGGCGGGGAGUGUCCAUGGAAAUCACGAUGGCAAUGGCAAUGGUCUUGAACAUGGCUCGAGGCUAGUCCGCAAGGCGAUCGCCAACGGUACGAACGUGGUCCGCGCGGAGUUCAGCACCGAACAGGUGUGCGAUCUGGUAGGCCUCGUGCCCGAACUUCUGGAUCUGGUCGAUGGGCGGGGUCAGACCGCGAUGGACGAUAUAAUGAAGGACCGGCCCGCGGUGGCGCGGUCUCUAGAACAGACCAAACACCCCGGCAUUGAGAAAGUGCGAGACACAUGGAUCACUAGGCAAGGAGGCAAGCGCUAUUGUCGAAUUCUCAACGCGCCGGAGCUGUGGGAGUACUUGGAGAGCCUGGAAGCCAUAGAGCCGGAUCUUCAGAGUCUGCAGGAGGAAGCGGUUCAAUUGUCGUUUGAUGACAUCAUGAAGUACCACCCAGCAGUCGCGCUUUACAUGGAGGUGAUCGAUCAUCCUCGGAUUGACGACCUGGCCAACACAUGGAUCAUGGAGCGAGGGCGUGAGAUCUAUCAGGAGGCGCUCGACGGCCAUGAUCCGGCUUGUGUUGCUUGA